AUGAUCUUGUAUCAUACAUUUCGUGAACAACUACCAAUACUUCUUCCAGACUCAACAGAAAACUAUGAAACAAAACCAUUAUUAUAUUCAAACGAACAAAAUGAAAUACUAAAGACAUUUGAUGAUGUAUUACCGAUUGAAUAUCAAUCAUGGGAAAAUUCAAUUAUCUAUCAUUCCAAUACCGUUAAUCCGUUAAAAACAGAAGAAACAGGUUGGAUACCAACACGUGAAUGUCGAACACUAGCUAGUUAUCAAAAAGAAAUAUUAGGACGUAAUGUAGACUUCAUUGAAAAUACACGAUUUGACGAUCAUGAUCGUGCUAUGAAUUGGUAUUCAAUUUUUCCUUUUACUGACGCGUAUAAAGCAAAAUAUAUCAAUCCUCAACAAGAUCCAACAGUGAUAGAAUUACAAAUUGAACCUCCUGUAGUUCCUAUUCGAAAAGAAAAACCGACAACACAUUCGAAUGUUAAUUCUUUAAAAAAUAAUAAAGAGAACCGUUUACGUCGAACACGAAAUGUUCUUGCUCGCGCAGGUUUAAUUGGUAUUUUACCUGAUGCUCGUGAUGAUUAUCAUCAUAAUAAUCCUCAUAAAAAAAAAGAAGAUAUUAAAGUGAAGUCUGUUAGUUUUUGGAAUUUAAGUAAUGAUUUUUAUUAUGACUUCAACAUUGAACAAGAAUUUCUAUCAAAACGACGAAUAAAUUCUUCACAGAAUCUUGAUUUUAUAUUUUAUCCAAUAUUUCGUACGAUAAAUGAAUUACGUUAUUUUCAUCGUCCAUUACUUAAUUUAUCAAGUUAUCAUCGAUCUUGGAUAUGCAUCCAAUUAUCAAACAUUAAAAAUCUUAAUAAAUCUAUUCGUACGAAAUCUGAUUUAACCGGUCGAUAUGGUGAAAUACUUUUAUUUGAAUAUAGUGAACAACAUCCAGCAUUAUUAAAUGAAAUAGGAAUGUUUAGUAAAAUUCGAACUUAUCUCCGACCGCAAUAUUUUAAAGCUCAUACAACAUCAUUUGAAGUUGAUUAUGGUGAAUUAAUCUACACACAUGCAUCACCAUUUCUUUGGUCAAUUCCACAAGGAUUAAAUAUUCAAACAAUAGAAAAUAAUAUGUUUAUAGCACCAAUCUAUCGACAAAUAUGUUUAACCAAUAAUUUUUUAAUAAUAUUUAAUCGAAAAAAUGGUUUUUUUAUACGAAAUAUCGAUAUAAUUUAUAUUAUUGGACAACAAUGUCCACUAAUUGAAGUUCCAAUACCACAAUCUAAACGUGUGAAUUUAUUUCAACGUGAUUUAUUACAAAUUUAUAUUUAUCGAUUAUUUUUACAAAGUAAUGAACUACCACGUCGAAUACGAAUUGAUGAUAUAAAACGAGUAUUUCCACGUUUGGCUGAAUCAUCUAUUCGUAAACGAUUAAAAACAAGUGCAGAUUUUCGCAGAACUGAUGCUGGUUUUUGUGAUAAAUACAAUAUUGAUUUUGAUGAUGAUGAACAGUUUAAUUAUUCAUCUGAACUUAACGAUGAAAUUUUACAAGCACCUUGGAAUACAACACGUGCGUAUCUUGGUGCAUUAAAAGGCAAAUGUUUAAUGCAAGUGUUUGGUAUUGGAAGUACUGAUGCAGAUCUUCGUCGUUUACAAUUAAAAGAUGCGAGAAAAUUAUUACUUAAAUUUAAUAUAUCUGAAAAAAUUAUUCAAUCGUUAACUCGAUGGGAAAUUGUUGAUUUAGUUCGAACAUUAUCUACACAACAAGCAAAAGAAGGCAUUGGUGGUGGGAUGGUUAAAUUUGCUCGUGGUGUCAAACAUUUACAAGCUCAACAAUUUGAAAAAUAUAAAGAAAAUUGUCAAAAACAAUUUGAAAUUCAAAAUCGUCUUUUCACAUGUACAGAUGAACAACUAACUGAUGAAGCUACAUCGGAAGAAAGUGAUGAAGAUGCUCAAUUACUUGAUGAAAUGAGUCGUACAUUAGAAAAUCUUUUACGACAAAAUAACGAGAUAAAUACAUCAACAUCAAUUUUAAACGAACGUCCAAAAAUGUUACAUAUUAUACGAACUUAUAUUGACAAUCAAGGUCAAACAUAUCAACAAGAAGAAUUUGUUCGAAAUAAUGAUUCAGUUGUGCAAGCAUAUAUUAAAAUUCGUCAAACUAAAAGUGAUAAAUUUAUUAAAGCUUAUUAUACAUUGGAUGAAACUGAACGUGAAACAUUAAAACGAGAACGUCGUCGUCUUCAAGAACAACUUCGUCGAGUAAAACGAAAUGAAGCACGUUAUAAUCAAUAUGAAAGACAACAAAUGUUAUUACAAAUACAACAACAAAAUCUAGCAUUAAUUCAAUCAGCUGAAACAUGCCAAAUACCACCAUUAUCAUCAUCAUCUCCGAUUAGUUUAAAACGUUCAAAUAGUAUUCUUUCUAAUUUACAGUUAAGUAUGAGUGAAGAUGAUGAUCAUUCUUCUUCAUCAAUAUCUUGA
Rotaria sp. Silwood1 is the source of this 2451-nucleotide messenger RNA. Lineage: Eukaryota; Metazoa; Rotifera; Eurotatoria; Philodinida; Philodinidae. The record is from the annotation of a GenBank genome assembly.